GUACAAGCAAAAUUUACAAAACAACACCUCGUCUAAGCUAGUGAGGUCGUAGAACAGUUAUAUAGGGUUGCAGCAGAUGUACGCCACCACCAUUCACCGCUUCCAUCUCCCUCUAUAUCUAUAUCUAUCUGUAUACGUAUAUAUAUGUUCGUAUAUAAACUGCCCUAACUGAACUACCAAAUUCUCUCUCUCUCUCUCUUCGCGCGUGCGUCUGUUAUAUAUACACACACAAACACAUAUCUCUCUGUGGAAAAAGCGGUUAAAUUUGCAAAACACACACACACACACAAACACAAACAAUGGGUGCUUCGCUUCCUCCGAAAGAGGCUAACCUCUUUAAGCUCAUCGUCAAAUCUUAUGAAACAAAACAGUAUAAGAAGGGUUUGAAGGCUGCGGAUGCGAUAUUAAAGAAGUUCCCAGAUCACGGAGAAACUCUUUCCAUGAAAGGAUUAACACUGAACUGUAUGGACCGUAAGCCGGAAGCAUACGACCUAGUAAGGUCAGGAUUAAAGAAUGACCUGAAAAGCCAUGUUUGUUGGCACGUGUAUGGUCUUCUGCACCGGUCAGACAGAGAGUAUAGGGAAGCAAUUAAAUGCUACCGGAAUGCUUUGAGGAUAGAUCCAGACAACAUUGAAAUACUGAGGGACCUAUCGCUUCUGCAGGCACAAAUGCGAGAAUUGGCAGGCUUUGUUGAAACUAGGCAACAGUUGCUGACAUUGAAACCAAAUCAUAGAAUGAAUUGGAUCGGUUUUGCAAUUUCUCAACAUUUGAACUCAAAUGCUUCCAAAGCCAUUGAUAUUCUAGAAGCAUAUGAAGGGACUCUUGAGGAAGAUUAUCCUCCAGAUAGUGAGCGGUGCGAGCAUGGGGAAAUGCUGUUGUAUAAAGUAUCUUUACUGGAGGAAUGUGGAUUGCUUGAAAAAGCCCUUGAGGAGUUGCACAAGAAAGAAUUCAAGAUUGUUGAUAAAUUGUCUUACAAGGAAGCGGAAGUUUCUCUUCUUGUCAAGCUUAAUCGCCUUGAAGAAGGCGAACAGUUAUAUCGAGUUCUGCUAUCAAUGAAUCCUGACAACUAUAGCUACUAUGAAGGAUUGCAAAAGUGUGUUAAAUUAUGUUCUAAGAAUGGUCAUUAUUCCUCUGAAGAAAUUGAUCAUCUCGAUGCAUUGUACAAAUCACUUGGGGAGCAAUACACCUGGUCUUCUGCCGUUAAGAGGAUCCCGCUAGAUUUUCUGGAGGAUGUAAAAUUUCAGGAUGCAGCAGAUAACUAUAUUAAGCCACUACUAACGAAGGGUGUCCCUUCACUGUUCUCUGAUCUUUCUCCUCUAUAUGAUCAUCCUGGCAAGGCUGAUAUACUUGAAAAGUUACUUCUUGAUUUUGAGGAAUCAAUUAAAACAACUGGUGGAUAUCCUGGAAGGUCAGAAAAGGAGCCCCCCUCAACACUUAUGUGGACCUUGUUUUACCUGGCUCAGCAUUUUGACCGACGAGGCGUGUAUGAUAUAGCUCUUGCUAAAGUCGAUGAGGCUAUGCAACAUACUCCAACUGUCAUUGAUUUAUACUCUGUUAAGAGCAAGAUAUUAAAGCACGCUGGGGACUUUGGAGCUGCUGCUUCAUUGGCAGAUGAAGCUAGGUGCAUGGAUCUUGCAGAUCGAUAUGUAAAUAGUCAAUGUGUCAAGCGAAUGUUGCAGGCUGAUAAGGUUCCGCUUGCAGAGAAGACAGCUGUAUUGUUCACAAAAGAUGGCGAUCAGCAGAAUAACCUUCAUGACAUGCAGUGCAUGUGGUACGAACUUGCUUCCGGGGAGAGUUAUUUUCGUCAGGGUGACCUUGGACGUGCUUUGAAAAAAUUCUUGGCUGUAGAGAAGCAUUAUGCAGACAUAACAGAAGACCAGUUUGACUUUCAUUCUUAUUGCUUACGGAAAAUGACUCUGCGUGCAUAUAUUGAAAUGUUAAGGUUUCAAGAUCGGCUCCAUGCACAUCCUUACUUUAGGAAGGCUGCAGCUGGUGCUACAAGAUGUUACCUCAAGCUGUAUGAUACUCCUUCAAAGUCAUCAACCGAAGAAGACGACGAAUUAGCAAAAUUACCUGCUGCUCAAAAGAAGAAAUUGAGGCAAAAACAAAGGAAGGCUGAAGCACGAGCUAAGAAAGAGGCUGAAGAGAAGAGUGAAGAGGCAAAUGUUGGUGGUGUUUCUAAGUCUGGGAAACGACAGAUCAAGCCAGUUGAUCCAGAUCCUCAUGGAUUGAAGCUAUUGCAGACUGAAGAUCCUUUAAUGGAAGCGGGGAAGUACCUGAAGUUACUGCAGAAACAUUCAUCUGAUCUUUUGGAGACUCAUUUGCUUUCUUUUGAAGUAAAUAUGAGAAAGAAUAAGAUCCUUCUUGCAUUGCAGGCUCUGAAGCAGCUACAACAAUUGGAUGCUGGAAACCCAGACUCUCAUCGCUGUUUGAUAAAAUUCUUCCAUAAAGUUGCAUCAAGGCCAGCUUCUGCCACUGAUUGUGAAAAAUUGAUUUUGGGAGUCAUGGAAGCAGAGCGACCAUCUUUCAGUCAGCUGCAUGGCAAAUCUCUGAUGGAGGCAAAUAGUGUUUUCCUCGAUCAACACAAAGAUUCUUUGAUGCACAGAGCAGUGGUGGCCGAGAUGAUAUAUUGUUUAGAACCAAACAAGAAGGGGGAGGCGAUCAGAUUGAUUGAAGAAUCACCCAAUAACUUAGUGUCUAGUAAUGGAUCAUUUGGACCGGUUAGAGAAUGGAAGCUGCAAGAUUGUGUUGCAGUUCACAAAACAUUGGGUGCUAUGUUUGAAGAUCAUGAUGCUUCAUCGAGAUGGAAAGUCCGAUGUGCAGAAUACUUUCCAUACUCGACCUAUUUUGAAGGCCGCCACUGCUCUAGUCUUGCUACAAGCAAAGAUUUCAAGCAGGCACUUGCCAAAAAUGGAUCUAUUGAAUUUCUUCCGUCAAACGGCAAAGUACAAAAUGUUGAUGCUCUGAAGAAUCUUGCAAUCUAAAGAACAGAGGCAGAUGGAUCAUUUUGUGGAGUUUGAAUAAAAGGAAAACAUUGAUCGAUUAAAGGGACAAAACCAUGAAAGAACAUGGCAGCUGACCCUGGUAAAGAAAAUGACAACGAAACCGUAAGUACUCUUCAGUUUUGACCUAAAAAGCCAUCCUUCAUUUAUUUAUGUGAUGAUUUCUUUGGAUUUGUGUAUACUUCAGUUGUGUUCUCAAAAAGUACUCAAUGACUUUGUUUUGAUGUUGAUUUCCCUGGGGAUUUUUAUUUUAUACAUUGGAAGUCCUUGCGACGAAUAGAGUUAGAUGAGACUACCACAAAGAGUAUGUUGUACGGUUAUAUUUCAAGUUACCUUAAAGUUAUUUUGUACAAAUGCUAUGAAAAUUUUGGCAUUAAAGGUUUUUAUUACGAUAAACAA
This is a messenger RNA of Erigeron canadensis, 3401 nucleotides long. Its product is annotated as N-terminal acetyltransferase A complex auxiliary subunit NAA15. Bases 300 to 2984 code for a protein of 894 amino acids. Gene Ontology annotation, biological process: N-terminal peptidyl-methionine acetylation. The transcript has 26 exons. NCBI's taxonomy places the organism in Eukaryota, Viridiplantae, Streptophyta, Magnoliopsida, Asterales, Asteraceae. Gene Ontology annotation, cellular component: cytoplasm. The record is from RefSeq and is a predicted model, not a curated record. Gene Ontology annotation, molecular function: protein binding; protein-N-terminal amino-acid acetyltransferase activity.